GCCGGUUAAUGAUCUGUGUUUACACUGCGUGCUUAUAUAUGGACCGCAACAUAUUCUAAAACCACCGACCGUUUAUUUUACGUUGGUUCACAGUAGGGGAGCGAUCCAAUAUUUAUUUCUCGUUUGCUGUUUGGACGAUUUUAACGAAAUGAAUGAACAAAAAGUCACAAAUUAUUUAAGAAAAAAGAAAAAUUUGCCAAAACUGAAAGACCAACCGUGUGACCUCCCAUCCAAUGUUGGAACCCCAGAUUGCCUUUCACCCAGCGUGGAUGAACAAUUGAAGCAAUUACGAGAUUUUGAUUUAAACAAUAAGUUCGGACCAAGUCAAGGAAUACCUCGUGUUGAUCGUUGGGAAAGAGCUUCUCGAUUACAGCUUGACCCCCCAAUACAUAUCAUGCAGAUAUUACAAAGCAACUUAAACAACAACAAGUUUCAAUCUUCCAUAUGGAGUGGUCACAAACUUUUAGACUGAAUAUUUUAUGCAACAGUAUUUGUUUUUAUAUAUUUUAACUUAUUUAAAUUAUUGACAGCAAUAUUUUUCAUUAAUGUUCCAAUUUUAUGCACUUUUAAAAUAAUUGUGUUUUGUAAAUAAACCACUAUCGUACAAUUAGCUGGUUAUCUUAUUUUACUGAAGGUUCUUGUGCUUUGAUUAAAACCAGAGCAUUUGUGAAUGCUGUGAAUUAGAAGUUAAAUUUUUAAACCUAUUAUGAUGUUUUUUAAAUGUCUUUCAUGUUUGUUACUUUACUGGAACAAGGCGAUUUAUUGCAAUAAAGCAACCGCU
Molecule: messenger RNA, 781 nt
Organism: Ciona intestinalis (vase tunicate)
Lineage: Eukaryota; Metazoa; Chordata; Ascidiacea; Phlebobranchia; Cionidae
Source: RefSeq, a predicted model, not a curated record